Molecule: messenger RNA, 3839 nt
Organism: Vespula pensylvanica (western yellowjacket)
Lineage: Eukaryota; Metazoa; Arthropoda; Insecta; Hymenoptera; Vespidae
Gene: aralar1
Product: calcium-binding mitochondrial carrier protein Aralar1
Exons: 19
Coding region: 164-2284 (706 amino acids)
Biological process (GO): aspartate transmembrane transport; L-glutamate transmembrane transport; malate-aspartate shuttle
Molecular function (GO): L-aspartate transmembrane transporter activity; calcium ion binding; L-glutamate transmembrane transporter activity
Source: RefSeq, a predicted model, not a curated record
GAAAUAAAGAAAAAAGAGAGAGAGAGAGAGAGAGGGAGUGAGUGAAAGAGAGAGAGAGAGAGAGAGAGAGAGAAGAGAGAACGAGCAAGAGAGAGAAAGAGAGAGGAAGAGAUAGAUAGAUAAAUCGUGCGAAGAAGAUUCGAGGUAAAACUUCCUCCUGGGAAUGUUGAAGGACUCGCUUGUCGUUCGAGCAUCCUGCCAAGAGGGUUCCGGAUAUUUAAAACGUGCGAACAACGAUCGCCUCUAUGAAAUCUUUAACCAGUAUGCCACGCAGGAGAAGAAUGGCGAGAGGUUUAUGACCUCAUCCGAUUUUGUACGCAGUUAUCUUGGUCUUUACACGGAUGUUGACUAUAAUCCUGACUCCGUCAAUUUGCUCGCUGGAAUCGUCGAUACUAGCAAAGAUGGACUCAUAUCCUUCACCGAGUUUCAAGCAUUUGAAGGCCUACUUUGCGUCCCGGAUGCGCUAUAUAAAACAGCAUUUCAAUUGUUUGAUACUAAUGGAAAUGGAAUGGUUGCAUUUGACGAGUUCGCUGAGGUGAUGCGUAAGACAGUGUUACAUCAAAAGAUGCCAUUUAAUAUGGAUAGCAGUUUCAUUAAACUUUAUUUCGGAAAAGAUAAGAGCAGGCUCAUUAGUUAUGCAGAAUUCAGUCAAUUCCUACACGACUUUCACGAGGAAUAUGCCACGGAAGCAUUCAAAAAAUUCGAUAAAGAUGGCACGGGUUUUAUUACGGCAGUAGAUUUUCAAGAUAUCAUGCUCAGUAUUAAAAGCCAUUUACUGACAAAGGACGUGAAGGAUAACUUGAUAGCUGCAAUCAGUACGGGACAAAGUGGACGAAAAGUAAGCUUCCCAUAUUUUAUGGCGUUCAAUUCGCUUCUCAAUAACAUGGAACUUAUAAAACGUAUUUACCUGAACGCGACCAAUGGCCAUAGAUAUCAAGAAGUUAGCAAAGAGGAAUUUCUUCAUUCUGCACAAAUGAUGUCACAAAUAACUCCACUCGAGGUGGACAUCCUUUUUCACCUAUGCCAUUUACUCCAUCACACUGGAACUACGGAAGAUGACGAGGCAGAUUCGCGGUUUGGGAAAAUUGUAUACAAUGAUCUCGUGGCUAUUACCCCUGAGCAGUAUUUCAAGCAAAUAACAAAACGUCUCGCUGAGAUUAAGGCGGUGUCGAGCCCGGAGGAGCGUGGCGUUGUCGUUCAAAUUCUUGAGAGUGGAUACCGAUUUGUACUCGGAUCUAUCGGCGGAGCUGUUGGUGCUACCGUGGUGUAUCCCAUCGACCUAGUGAAAACACGAUUGCAGAAUCAAAGGACUGGAUCUUUCAUUGGGGAACUGAUGUACCGAAACAGCUUCGAUUGUUUGCGAAAGGUCAUGCGACACGAAGGCUUUUUUGGCCUUUAUCGUGGCUUAUUACCCCAAUUAAUGGGCGUAGCGCCGGAGAAAGCGAUCAAGCUUACGGUUAAUGAUUUUGUAAGAGAUAAGUUUAUGGACAAAAAUGGAUAUUUACCGCUUUAUGGUGAAAUUAUAUCUGGUGCUUGCGCUGGAGGAUCUCAGGUCAUUUUCACGAAUCCUUUGGAGAUCGUGAAAAUCAGAUUACAGGUUGCUGGAGAAAUUGCUGGAGGUACGAAAGUUCGAGCAUGGACCGUGGUUAAAGAAUUAGGUCUAUUUGGAUUAUAUAAAGGUGCUAAGGCAUGCUUUUUACGAGACGUACCGUUUAGUGCAAUUUACUUUCCUAUGUAUGCUCAUACAAAAGCUAAAUUGGCCGAUGAAGGAGGAUACAAUACUCCGUUAUCUCUUCUAUUUUCUGGUGCAAUCGCUGGUGUACCUGCGGCAGCGCUGGUCACUCCUGCAGAUGUAAUAAAAACUAGAUUACAGGUCGUUGCUAGAGCAGGUCAAACGACGUACACCGGUUUACUCGAUUGUGCCAGAAAAGUUUAUAAAGAAGAAGGUGCCAGAGCAUUCUGGAAAGGAGCUUCAGGACCUGGCCACUUACUUCUCACACGAGUAUUCAGAUCCUCUCCGCAAUUUGGUGUCACACUCUUCACGUACGAGUUGCUGCAAAGGUUGUUUGUAGUUGACUUUGGAGGAUCUCGACCAACAGGGUCAGAACAAAGGGUGCCCGCUACAGGAUUAGUAGAUGAAAUACGAUCAACAAAUCCAGAUCACAUAGGUGGCUACCAAAUAGCUUUACCUAUCUUUACGGGUAUAGAGAGCAAGUUUGGUCUAUGUCUACCCAAGUUCCAAACAGUGACUAUUCAACAUAAACGGCAAGCCAAAGGGCAGUAACACCAUUAGCUAGAAGAUAAGCUUGUAGCAAACCCUGCCAUAAUAGCAUACAAGUAUCAUUGGCUGAUUGCUCCAUCUAAUUCCAAGAUUGCGAAGAAAAAAAGAUACAACAUUCGAUGAUAAAAUUUAUCUUGUUCUUCUUCAUCAACAGUGAUAUGAUCAUUACAUGCUAACUCUAUUCCGUGACUAUUUGUGGUCAAUAUAAAAUGGAACAUUAAGUAAAUCGUCAAAUACACUAUAUAGGCUUAAAAUUAAUAAGUCUAAACAAUAUGUAGGAUCCAUAGACUAAUUAUCUAAUAACAUUGGCAGUACGUAGAAUAGCUAUAGCCUAUGCCAGAUAGCCAUGUAUCGAGCUAUAUGAUAAUGCUGAAAGUAUCUAUUUUUAUUUAUUUUAAUAUUGCUUAUAUACUUGUUAUACAUGUAUGUAUAUAUAUAUAUAUAUAUAUAUAUAUAUAUAUAUAUAUACACAAAUAUUUAGUCAAUUUUUAUUUUCAUUUUUUAUGAUAUAAAUUGUUACUUAACAAUUUUAUUUAAGAAAAUAUUUGGCAUCCACGACUAUUCAGUGUUAUCAAAAAAUCUCUAAACAAUUGGAAAGGCUUUUAUUUUAUAUACGUUUGCACAAUAAGAUAAUCAAAUAUGAAUACAUAAUAUAAAAAGGUAGUUUCAUAAUAUGAUAUAAUGAUCGAAAGAAAACAUAAUAAUCUUAUCUACGUAUUAUUCAAUGUCAGAACACUAAUGUUAUUUCAUUUUCUUGAAGUGACAUUCGUGAAUUCCAUUCAUAAAAUGUAGAUAUAUGUCGAAAAAAUGAACGUUCAUAUUUAUUCUAUCUUUCACCGUACUUACAUAACUUGACAAUUGCAACACUGAUAAUUGGAAUGAUUAAAAGUCUAUAUAAAAAAAAAAAAAAAAAUAAAAAAAAAUUAUAUCUAUUUAAUAAACGAAUACAAUUUUGUAUCGUAUCAUUAAGAAAUUUUGAUCUUUUUCGUUUAUAAUGAAUAUAUAAAAUAUUAUAUUUGAAAGUAGAUCGAAUGAUAUUGUUUGAAAAUAGCAUUCUACUUGUAGCUCUUCUCUCUUCUAGUCGUCAUUGCCGUUUUUAACUUGACUUAUACAUGGAUAUAUAUAUAUAUAUAUUUUAGUCUAUGGAUCCUAUGUCUGUGAUGAUUCUAUUCGUUCAAAAAAUAUUGAACAAAAUACAGAAUUGUUUCGAUCGGAAAAUACAAAUAUAAAAUGAUGCACGAAAUUUCGAUGCUUCGUAUGAUUAAUUUGUAAGAAUAGUUUCUAUACGAAAGCUUUAUAAAAAGAAAAAAAAAAAAAAAAAGAAACCACACACGUUAUGUCAUACGGUAUCAUUAUAUAUCGAACUCUUUUAAUCGUAUUUCAAUUUUUUGCACGCUUCGGACUGAUUUUUAUAGUACGAUCGCAUCAUAGGAUGGAGCGAUAAAUAUUAUUACGAACAAUAUAAAGUAACUGAAAAUAUCUGAUCCAUAAAACACGACACACAGCCAAUCUUCUUUGCAUUUCAUACGUAAAUACGUUUAAUUAAUUAUGUUAUAUA